Besnoitia besnoiti is the source of this 2061-nucleotide messenger RNA. RefSeq lists its product as uncharacterized. The coding region runs from base 1 to 2061 and encodes 686 amino acids. The transcript has 16 exons. Lineage: Eukaryota; Apicomplexa; Conoidasida; Eucoccidiorida; Sarcocystidae. Gene Ontology annotation, molecular function: microtubule binding. Gene Ontology annotation, biological process: cytoplasmic microtubule organization. The record is from RefSeq and is a predicted model, not a curated record.
AUGUCGUUCACUCACGCACCGCUGCUCGACACGGACGCGUGUCUCGAAUUUCUGAACACACUCGAUUACGGCAAGGAGCACCAUGUUCAGGAGCUGCAGGACUGCGCCACGGCGGAGUAUGUGUGGGGAGCACUCCACGAGAUCUACCCUGCCUGGUUCGACGAGUCUCUGCACCCGUCGAAAUUCGCGAGCGGCCAGGAGGCCCUGUCACAGAUGCUGUAUUACCUGGAUGAGUAUCACGAGAACAAAUAUGCUGGGGACUUCAAGGUCAUCACCGACCACCUGGAUGCCUUCCUGUCAGGCGAUCCCUCUCUCAUUCUGAAGACAUAUGAGUUCGUCCUGCUCGCGACUGUGAACGGAGAGUGCCAGCAGAUUAUCGCGAAAAUUAUGACGAUGAGCCAGCCGACGCAGGAAAUCAUUCAGGCGAUCAUUCAACAGUAUGCUGAGAACGACGUAAGAACUCGAACGCUCUCAGAUGCGCUCGCGGAGUCGAGACGCGACGUGCCCGACUUGGGCCUUGGCCGCGUGCCGAGUAACGCCGGAGGGGCGCUGGCACCCGUGCUGCAGAAAGUUCAGGAGGAGCUGUCUCAGGUCAAGGCGGAGCUGCGGAAGACCAAAACGGCGCUCACGGAGAGCGAAGGCCAACGGGAGGCGCUGACAGACAAGCUGCAGCUCGUCGAGAAAGAACGCAACGAGGAACGAACCAAGCGGACGGUGUUGGAGCAACAACUCGCCGCGAAGAAGGACGUGCUAGUGAAGGACUUCACUGAACAGAUCGAAGACUCUGAUAAGCAGAUCGCACGGCUGAAGGAGGAGCUGGAGAAUGAGAAGAAGGAGAAGAAGAAGUCGGAGGAGAAAAGCCGUGCCCAAAUCGCCGAACUGAAGGAGGAGAUGGAUCUCCUGAAGCAGGAGUCGCGUCGCGUCUCCUCGCUGGAGGUUCAGAUCCAAAACUACAAAAACAAGCUGACAGAAAUGGCGACUCUGAAGGAGAAGAUGACUCAGCUCGAGCUCCAGAACAAGGCCUACAUGGACAAGAUUGUGGAGGCGCAGACUGACAGCGUUGGCGCGCUCGGCCUGAGGAAGCAAAUCGAUUCCUACAAAGACCGAGUCGCAGACGCGGAGGAGCGACUCAGCGCGGCGACAGCGGAGAAGGAGGCAGUCGUCAAACUGAAGGACGAAGUCGAGAAACAUGUUUCGACUCUCGAGAAGAAAGUGGAGGUCAAGGAACUGGAGAUUGCUCGCCUCCAGGCGACGAUUGAGGCAAAGGAUUUCGAGAUUUCUUCGCUGAGCGAGAAGCUUAAAAACAUCGACAAAAACCAGGGACGGGACAUUGCGGAGGAGUUGGCCGCUCUCGAGCGCGAGAAGAAGGCCUCCGGCGCUGAGAGUGCAGCGCGCAUCGUCGAGCUCACCAACGAGGUGGACGACUUGAAACGUGUGAAGCAGCGGCUGGAGAAGAACAACGCAGUUUACGUCGCGCAGAUCGCAGUUUUGCAAAAGGAGCUCGCGGCAGGCUCCUCGAAAGAAGCCGACGCGCAGAAGCUGCAGGACUUGGUCGCGAAGACCGCGAAGCAGGAGGAAGAAAUUAACCAGUUGCGAGAGAGCAAAGACGACAUGGCGAAGAAGAUGAUGGAGACGCUGAGCAAGCGGGAAAGCGGAGGGGGCGGCGACGAGGCAGCGGCGGCCAAGGUCGCCAUGCUGGAGACGCAGCUCGAAGCCGAGCGAAAGCAGGCCUCCAUGCGAGAGGACAUCGUCCGCGCGAAAGUGGAGAAGGAAAUGGAGAACGUGCAGUCCACGCUGAAGAGUCAGCUGCAGUUGCGCGAGCGGGAGACAAAUUUCUACAAAAAGGCUGUGGAGGAGAAUGCCGAGAACAGCAAGAAGGAGAUGAAGCUGCUUUCCUCGGUGCUGUAUGACCUCGGGCUCCGCUUCCAUCGGCUCCAGGCCUACUGCGAUCAACUGAAGAACGAAAACGAGGCCAUUCAGCUCAGGGUUCAGAUGCACCAGCAGGGCUUGUCGGGGCUGGAGUCCCCUCCUCUUGGGCCAGCUGCAGGAUCCGCGGACUGA